This is a messenger RNA of Lachnellula hyalina, 1728 nucleotides long. RefSeq names its product Benzoylformate decarboxylase (gene mdlC). NCBI's taxonomy places the organism in Eukaryota, Fungi, Ascomycota, Leotiomycetes, Helotiales, Lachnaceae. Gene Ontology annotation, molecular function: magnesium ion binding; acetolactate synthase activity; flavin adenine dinucleotide binding. The annotation marks the transcript as partial. The record is from RefSeq and is a predicted model, not a curated record. Gene Ontology annotation, cellular component: mitochondrion; acetolactate synthase complex. The transcript is spliced from 4 exons. Gene Ontology annotation, biological process: L-valine biosynthetic process.
UUCGCCUUCUUCGAGGCAUUAUGGGAGGCCGGUGUUACCCACUGCUUUGUCAAUCUUGGCUCUGAUCAUCCCUCAAUCAUAGAGGCAAUGGUCAAGGGCCAAAAUGAAAAGAAAGGCCAAUUUCCACGCAUCAUAACAUGUCCAAACGAGAUGGUAGCACUCUCUAUGGCCGACGGCUUCGCCCGCCUCACCCGCAAACCACAAUGCGUAAUCGUCCACGUCGACGUCGGUACCCAAGGUCUGGGAGCAGCAGUGCACAAUGCAUCCUGUGGACGCGCCCCAGUUCUCAUCUUCGCCGGGCUCUCCCCCUACACAAUCGAGGGCGAGAUGCGAGGAUCGCGCACUGAAUACAUACAUUGGAUCCAAGAUGUGCCCGAUCAGAAGCAGAUUGUACAGCAGUACUGCAGAUAUACUGGGGAGAUCAAAAGCGGGAAGAAUAUUAAGCAAAUGGUCAAUCGGGCGUUGCAAUUUGCAAGUAGUGAUCCGGCCGGACCGGUGUAUUUGUGUGGUGCUAGGGAGCCAAUGGAGGAGGACUUGACGCCUUACAGUCUGGAACAGGCGCAUUGGAAUCCUGUCGAGCCCGCGGCGUUGAGUGAGAGCGCUGUAAAGAGGAUUUCUGAAGCAUUGGUGGGGGCAAAGGAGCCUUUGGUACUUACUGGUUAUAGUGGACGCAACCAAGCUGCUGUUCCAGAGUUGGUAAAGCUUGCGGAUACAAUCAAAGGGCUAAGGGUUCUAGAUACGGGAGGAAGUGAUAUGUGUUUCCCAGCGGACCAUCGUGCGUGGUUGGGGCUGAGAUAUGGGAUUGAUGAGUCUAUCCGGACUGCUGAUGUGAUUCUUGUGAUCGAUUGCGACGUUCCCUGGGUUAACACUCUGUGCAAACCUUCCCCCGAUGCCCAAAUCUACCACGUCGACACAGAUGUCCUCAAACGCCAAAUGCCAGUCCACUACAUCGCAGCCCUGGCCCGCUACUCAGCAGACGCCUAUACAUCCCUCACUCAACUCAACAACUUCAUCUCCAGCUCUCCCCUCUCAGCUAAACUAAACACCUCCCUGUACUCAGCGAAAUGGGAUGCCCUCCAACAAGCACACACUCAGCGCCUAGCCACCAUCGCCAAGGCAGCAGAGCCCAAAUCCGAUACAUUCGGGACUGGGCACUUGUGCGCUACAUUACGGAAGCUAGUACCAAAGGACACCAUCUUCGCCAUAGAAGCAGUGACUAACACCGCUUUCGUAGCAGACAAUAUCCAAGCCACCCUCCCCGGCUCCUGGAUCAACUGCGGAGGCGGAGGACUGGGCUGGUCCGGCGGUGGAGCGCUGGGAAUCAAGUUAGCUAGCGAGUUUGAGGGGAAGGGAAAGUUCGUGGUGCAAAUCGUUGGAGACGGAACAUUCCUCUUCUGUGUCCCUAGCUCUGUGUACUGGAUUUCGCAGCGGUACAAGCUCCCCAUCUUGACUAUUGUGUUGAAUAACAAGGGCUGGAAUGCACCCAGGAGAUCAUUGCUGUUGGUUCAUCCUGAUGGGCUGGGAUCGAAGGCUACGAAUGAUGAGCUGAAUAUUGCGAUUGCGGGUCCGGAUUUCGCGGGGAUCGCGAAGGCUGCUGCGGGAGGGAAUCUAUUUGCUGGGAAGGUCGAUAAGGCGAGUGAAUUGCAAGAGCUGUUGAAGAAGGCUGUGGAGAGUGUGAGUAAUGGGACGAGUGCGGUUGUUGAGGCUGUUGUUGCACCUGGUUGUUAG